AUGGCGGUACACCGAGGCGAUAUCGGGGUAAUUAAAAAGGCGCUCACAGAUUACGAGCUCAAAGCCCAGGAGAUGAACGUGGGUGUGAAUUACAUGGCCCUGGAUGAUGAACGUCGUCGACAGGAGCAUCUGUUGCGGGAAUUGCGGGAAAUCGAGGAGGAGAUAGCCUCACUUAGCCUUAGCAGCACCGAACUACCCCACCUGGCCUCCAUAGUAGGGACGGAACUGAGUCAUAACACCAAGUGUCUGCAAUACCUGACGGGAAUCUCGGAACUUGAGAGAAGCAUCGGUGAGGUGGCCACUCACUUCGCGGAGAGGUCUGUUAAACUGAGUGACCCAAAUUCCCUUCACAAGAGCGUUGUGACCUACAAAACUCUCACCGACAAUGUAAAAAGCUGUUGGACGUAUGUGGAUCAGCUCGCUACGCUUGCACAAAUCCACCUCAAGACCUCCGCCGAGUACCAUCAGUUUUAUCACGAAGCUAACGAAAUUGAAGCCAAGCUGGAGAAGCAGCUCGUGAUUGCCCAAAAAGCACACCAUUCUGCGACGAUGCGCCGAUCUCACAAAGAAACCACCAAAGUGGCAAAUGAGAUCAGGGAGCAACUGAACAUAAUGCAAAGCUUGUGGCAACGGAGCAAGAACUUGGUGAAGCGGAGCGAGACAAUAGUUCCCAUUCGCAUGCGCCUGGGUGGUGUUGCCAAAGGCGUGGCAAUAGGAGACCCCAACAACCGUGCGGUGAUGGUUCAAGCGAUGGUGAGCCUCACCGGUCCUGACUACAAAAUCCAGAAGGGGGAACAUCUGCAACUCAUUGACAACCGACAGGACUCGCACCUGUGGCGUGUGCAGACGUCCUCAGGCAUCGUCGAGGUGCCAUCCAUUUGCUUCUGGCUGACAGACGCCGAUGCCAAGGCCACUGAACGGGCAAUCAGCAUAAAGCAAUUGUGCAAGAAGACCUGGCUGGAGAUCAUCAACCUGAUAUCUCUACGUCUCUACGAAGUAUACGUCGAUUUGCUACAGCAGUUCAAUUCUCAAGAGGUGGUUUGCUCUCACGAAGGAGCGCUGAACAUGCUUCUCGCCGACCUGCAAAGACAGCUCAUUUCAACAGUUGGCCAGGAUGGACGUCUGCAAUCGGAGGUGGACACCUUCCGCAAAGGCGUGAUUAUCACGAAACGACUAGAAAGACUUCAGUCAGGUGACAUAAAUCUGCGAGAGCCAGACAUUGUGCAGAUCAGGUCUCCGCUACUGCGUUUGCAGGACCACCUUGUGGCUGCAGAGCAGAUGCAGCAGGAGAUGAAACUCCUCAACGACCACAUCGCAGAUUAUCUCUCUGAAGUGGACAAUGAGAGGUGGCAGAUAUCUCGCACCCUGGACCACCUAAAGUGA
Messenger RNA from Echinococcus granulosus, 1383 nucleotides. RefSeq names its product Plectin-1. The record is from RefSeq and is a predicted model, not a curated record. Lineage: Eukaryota; Metazoa; Platyhelminthes; Cestoda; Cyclophyllidea; Taeniidae. Bases 1 to 1383 code for a protein of 460 amino acids. The transcript is spliced from 10 exons. Gene Ontology annotation, cellular component: cytoplasm; membrane; intermediate filament. Gene Ontology annotation, molecular function: structural molecule activity. Gene Ontology annotation, biological process: intermediate filament cytoskeleton organization; wound healing.